CUCCGCGACCGAGUGGAGAGCGCAGCCGGGCGCACCCCGUCCCACAGCCGGCUCCAGCCGCUCCGCAAGCCCUUGUGCACCGGCCGCCGCCUGUAGCAGGAGGAGCAGAGGUGGGAGGAGGAGGAGGAGGAGGAGAAGGAGGAGGAAGGCAGCAGCCCGUCCGCAGCGGGGCACGCACGUGUGCGCGCAGACCUCGACGGCCGCCCUCCAGCAUGCUGCUCGGAGCCGCGCAGGGCAGAGCGCCGGAGAGGAGCUGAUCGCUGCCGCGGGAGAAGAGCAGAGGGGAGCAGGAGCGGCUCCGCGGAACCAUCCGUGCGCCCGUCCCGUCCGACCCGCAGCCACUGCGCCGAGGGAGCGGCGGUCCCGCAGCAUGGGCGGCCGCAGCCCCCUCGCUGCCGCCGGGCCCCGCGGCGCCGCUGUCCUGGUGCUGCUGCUGGGGCGCCUCGCUCUCUGCCUUGCCGUGGAGGGAAAGAAAGUUUGUCAAGGGACAAAUAACAAGCUGACCCAACUGGGACAUGUGGAAGACCAUUUCACCAGCCUGCAGAGGAUGUACAACAAUUGCGAGGUGGUACUCAGCAACCUGGAGAUUACAUAUGUGGAGCACAAUCGUGACCUCUCUUUCCUGAAGACAAUACAGGAGGUUGCAGGCUACGUGCUCAUCGCCCUUAACAUGGUGGAUGUCAUUCCCCUCGAAAACCUCCAGAUCAUCCGAGGCAAUGUGCUGUAUGACAACUCUUACGCCCUGGCUGUUUUAUCCAACUACCACAUGAAUAAAACCCAGGGACUCCGACAGCUGCCAAUGAAGCGGCUUUCAGAAAUUCUUAAUGGAGGUGUUAAAAUCAGCAACAACCCCAAACUGUGCAACAUGGACACUGUUCUUUGGAAUGACAUCAUUGACACAAGCAAGAAGCCUCCCACAGUGCUUGAAUUUGAGAGCAACCUGUCUUCUUGUCCCAAAUGCCAUCAGAACUGCACAGAAGACCACUGCUGGGGUCCUGGUGAAAAAAACUGCCAGACAUUAACAAAAGUCAUCUGUGCUCAGCAGUGCUCUGGUCGGUGCAGGGGAAAGGUGCCCAGCGACUGCUGCCACAACCAGUGUGCCGCGGGGUGCACCGGGCCUCGGGAGAGCGACUGCCUGGCAUGCCGCAAGUUUCGGGACGAUGCUACGUGCAAGGAUACAUGUCCCCCAUUGGUCCUGUAUAACCCCACCACUUACCAGAUGGAUGUGAACCCUGAAGGAAAAUAUAGCUUUGGAGCCACUUGUGUGAAGGAAUGUCCACACAACUACGUGGUGACAGACCACGGUUCCUGCGUUCGUUCGUGCAACGCUGAUACUUACGAAGUGGAAGAAAAUGGUGUUCGGAAGUGUAAAAAGUGUGAUGGGCUAUGCAGCAAAGUGUGCAAUGGCAUCGGAAUAGGUGAACUUAAAGGGAUCCUCUCCAUAAAUGCCACAAAUAUUGACUCCUUCAAAAACUGUACCAAGAUCAAUGGGGAUGUCAGCAUUCUCCCAGUUGCAUUUCUAGGUGAUGCCUUCACGAAAACCCUACCUUUGGAUCCCAAGAAAUUGGAUGUCUUCAAAACAGUCAAAGAAAUAUCAGGAUUUUUGUUGAUUCAAGCCUGGCCUGAGAAUGCUACUGAUCUCUAUGCUUUUGAAAAUCUGGAGAUUAUACGAGGCAGAACAAAGCAACAUGGCCAGUAUUCCCUUGCCGUUGUUAACUUGAAAAUACAGUCCCUAGGGCUGCGCUCCCUCAAGGAAAUAAGUGAUGGAGAUGUUGCCAUUAUGAGGAACAAGAACCUCUGCUAUGCUGACACCAUGGACUGGAACAGCCUGUUUGCAACUGAGAGCCAGAAAACAAAGAUUUUACAGAAUAGAGAUAAAAAUGAGUGUGCUGCUGCCAAGCAUGUUUGUGACCCCCUGUGCUCAGACGUAGGCUGCUGGGGCCCAGGGCCCUUCCACUGCUUCUCCUGCAGGUUUUUUGAUCGUCAGAAGGAAUGUGUGAAACAGUGCAACAUCCUGCAAGGGGAGCCAAGAGAGUUUGAAAAGGACUCCAAGUGCCUCCCCUGCCACCCUGAGUGCCUGGUGCAAAACUCCACCAUGUACAAUGCAACCUGCACUGGACCUGGCCCUGACAAUUGCAUGAAGUGUGCCCAUUUUAUAGAUGGUCCCCACUGUGUGAAAUCCUGCCCAGCAGGGGUUCUGGGUGAGAAUGACACCCUCGUCUGGAAAUAUGCUGAUGGGAAUAAUGUUUGCCAGCUCUGCCAUCCAAACUGUACCCGGGGGUGCAAGGGGCCGGGUCUUGAAGGCUGUCCAAAUGGCUCCAAGAUCCCGUCUAUCGCAGCCGGUGUUGUCGGAGGGCUCCUGUGCCUGGUGGUGGUGGGGCUGGGCAUUGGCCUGUACCUGCGGCGGCGCCACAUCGUCAGGAAGCGCACCCUGCGCCGGCUGCUGCAGGAGAGGGAGCUUGUUGAACCACUGACACCCAGUGGGGAGGCACCAAACCAGGCUCAUCUGAGAAUUUUAAAGGAAACAGAAUUUAAAAAGGUCAAAGUUUUAGGCUCUGGAGCUUUUGGCACUGUAUAUAAGGGACUUUGGAUCCCAGAAGGAGAAAAGGUUAAAAUUCCUGUUGCUAUUAAAGAGUUGAGAGAGGCUACAUCACCAAAAGCCAACAAGGAAAUACUUGAUGAAGCUUAUGUGAUGGCUAGUGUUGACAAUCCUCAUGUGUGUCGCUUGUUGGGAAUCUGCCUCACUUCAACUGUUCAGCUCAUCACACAGCUGAUGCCUUUUGGCUGCCUCCUGGAUUACAUCCGAGAGCACAAGGACAACAUCGGCUCUCAGUAUCUCCUCAACUGGUGUGUGCAGAUUGCAAAGGGAAUGAACUAUCUGGAGGAACGGCGCCUGGUGCACCGUGACCUUGCUGCCAGGAACGUCCUUGUUAAGACUCCUCAGCAUGUGAAAAUCACGGACUUUGGGCUGGCAAAGCUGCUUGGUGCAGACGAGAAGGAGUAUCAUGCUGAGGGAGGCAAGGUUCCUAUUAAAUGGAUGGCAUUGGAGUCAAUUUUACAUCGGAUUUACACUCAUCAAAGUGAUGUCUGGAGUUAUGGUGUGACAGUUUGGGAGCUGAUGACAUUUGGCUCCAAGCCGUAUGAAGGGAUUCCUGCCAGUGAGAUCUCCUCUGUCCUGGAGAAGGGCGAGCGUUUGCCACAGCCCCCCAUCUGUACCAUCGACGUGUACAUGAUCAUGGUCAAAUGCUGGAUGAUUGAUGCAGACAGCCGUCCCAAGUUUCGUGAGCUGAUAGCUGAAUUCUCAAAAAUGGCCCGUGACCCUCCACGCUAUCUUGUUAUACAGGGAGAUGAUAGGAUGCACCUGCCCAGCCCUACGGACUCCAAGUUUUAUCGCACUCUGAUGGAGGAGGAGGACAUGGAGGAUAUAGUGGAUGCAGAUGAGUACCUCGUGCCACACCAGGGCUUUUUCAACAGCCCUUCAACGUCUCGCACUCCUCUCUUGAGUUCAUUGAGUGCUACCAGCAACAACUCUGCUACAACCUGCAUUGACAGGAACGGGCAGGGGCAUCCUGUGCGGGAAGACAGCUUUGUCCAGAGGUAUAGCUCAGACCCAACAGGCGCUUUCUUGGAGGACAGCUUAGAUGACAGCUUCCUACCAGCCCCAGAGUAUGUAAAUCAAUUGGUGCCCAACAAAACAUCUGCCUCAGCAGUCCAGAAUCCUAUCUACAACUUCUCUCACACAGCAAACUCAAAGGUCUCCACAGAUUCCAGCUACCAGAAUUCACACAGCACAGCUGUGGACAACCCUGAGUAUCUCAACACCAACCAGUCUCCUCUGGCCAAGACAGUCUUUGAGAGUUCUCCCUACUGGAUCCAGGCGGGCAACCACCAAAUAAACCUGGACAAUCCUGACUACCAGCAGGACUUCUUACCGAAGGAAACCAAAUCUAAUGGUCUCUUGAAAGUUCCUGCAGCAGAAAACCCAGAGUACUUGAGGGUAGCAGCACCAAAAAGUGAAUAUAUUGAAGCCUCAGCAUGACCAUAGAGAAUUUCUUCUUGCAGCAAGGCAAGCUGGAUAAAUGAACUGUUGACUGCUGCAAGAGUGGACUCUGGCUCAGAGCAAAUGGCAACCACAAUGCAUCAAAAAGCACCUCUGCUUUUCAGCAUGGGGUUUUGAAACUGCAAAGCCUGUCUGAUGGUAGUUUGGGUCUUUCCUUGCCCAUUUCUAUGUAAUAACUGAGGCCCAUAGCCUGCACUCAGAUGCAUGUAGGGAUGGAGCAGGAUCUUCCUGGACUGAAGAAAUAUGGAUGCAUUCCUUUCAUUUUCAAAUGGUAGCAUGGUAAAAAGCCACUCUGGGAUGAACUCGAGAACUGUACACAUUGUACAGUCAAAUUACUUUCUACAUUCUGUAUUUUUAUAAAUGUUUCUAACAGAAAUUUUGGAUCUUUUACAAGAUCAGAUGCUUGUACUGCUCAUCUGCUAAGUGUUGCUCAGAUCACCAGCAGGGAAAAGAAUUAUGUUCCAAAUAUCCUGGAACUGAAAUUGUUAUUCCAAACCACCAGAUUUUUACAAAUUGGCCCCAUAUACUGCCUUUUGGCCCAAAGGUGAGAAGUACAUCUGAGGGACGUAUGGGUGAUUCUGCCCAGGGCAGUAUGGAGUGGAUUGCUCUGGGGAAAACUAGCACAAGGAGCAAAAUGGCACAAUGCAUCACCUGCUGACCACUAUUGCUAUAAACUGACAAGAGGAACUCCUCCAAGUCACCUAUACAUGAUUAUAAAGUGCUCGCCAGUCUGUUUUCUGAUGGUCAAACCCAAGACUUUUUUUUGUUCUGAUCCCUUACACAGCUGUCAAGUUGUCAAAAUGCCUUUUUUUCUUCAACAAAACUGUUAAAGAUGUUGCUGUAACUGAAAAAUGAAAUGUCAGAUAAUGUUUAAUAGACUUCAAUUAAAUGUCAAGGAAAUGCAAAUAGUGGCAAAUUGGAGCAUUCACGAGACAGACUGGAAGAAUUACACUAAAUUAAACUUGACUAAGGCAAGAAACACAGGUAGCUCUGGCCAAACAGCUUUAUUUCCCAUUUUAAAGGGACUCAAAGCAGAAAUAAUUUUCCUUUAUACAUUUGGUAAAGAAAAGGGUUACUAUCUAAGUAAUACACUUCACUCACUUCAAGGCAAAAUAUUACCAGUUGUUGUCCCAUGCUGGGGUAGAGGCUGGGGCUGGUUGCAUGGCCCUUUGGGGUUACUAUUUUGGCAAUGCAGGAGAAGCAGUGAGAAUGAAUUAAGGAAAGAAAGAAUAAUUUAGAGUGAUGGAAAAUACUAUCUCCCUUUUCUGAAUCACAGGGUUACCUACUGCUUCUUUGAAAUAUGCAGCAUCAUCUUCUGGCUAUUAGUGUGGUAUAGGCAGGCAAGGCAAGGCUAAGAUUUUGGCUUGAUGGUAUAAAUCAAUCACAGAAGUAAAAGCAGCUACUCUUUUCAGUGACCCAUAAAAUUAUUUCAUCACUAAAAUUUCUUAUGAAUGUAGGAGGAAUAAAGUACUAAAGUGUGAAUUUAGUCAAUCCUUUAGAUGCAUCCCACCAGCACCUUGGCAAUGCUAUUUUAAUCAAAUCACUAGAUCAGAAAGCAAAUUCUCAUUUGGGGACAAAGGCCCUUAACUAGUUGAAUGUUGGCAACUUGCUUGAGGGUAGCAUAAGCAGCUGACUUGGGGAGGAUCUGUAGUCUAUAUUAAGUAGCAAGAAACAGUCAAAUUCAUGCUGCUGCUGUGUUUAGAAUACAUCGUUAUGUGUUUCAGUUUAGGUAUUGCAUCUGAAGUCCAAGAUCAAGCAGUAAAUCCUUAGAGCACUUCUUUUUCUGUUACUGAGGAAAGGAGACCUUCAGUCAUGUGAAAUGAGUCCUUUUUUAAGUAACAUGCAUUAGCAGUUUGUAUGUGUACAGCUCAUGGGUCCCACUACAGUACAGGGUGAAGUGGCAUGUUGGGUCAGAAUCCAGAGAUUGUUCUGUUUGGUAGAUGUGUCUCAUCAUGACCAAGUCCCAGAAACAGCAGAGUGGAAGAUGCAGUGUUUGAUUUGGAUUACCAAUUGCUUGUAUUUAAAACAGUAACCAAAAUUCAGUUCCCACAUCCAAUUAGCAGCAGAUUUCUCCUUGCAUUCCUGAGAGCAGAUUUGUUGUGUUGCUCUCACAAAUGUGCAACAUGUGCACACAGGCAGUGUUGUUUUUCCCCACCCACCACCCUGGCAGAAAUGUACAUAAAACUAAAAAAAGAUCUCAACAGAAUUCACAGAUAAUUUUUCAAUUUGCUGGAGAUGUUAUGUCUCCAAGCAGAACACUAGAAAAUCACAUAGUGCAUAUUCUCCCACAGAAUCUUUCAAACACUAAUGCACAAAGGAAUUUACUGGUUUUAAUCUGUUUAAUCUGUUAGCUAAAACAAGAAAGCCACUGAGAAAUAGCAUUGUGUAUCACCAGCAUUAUGCAGCAUGAAUAGACGUUAACACUUGCCCUUUUAAAGCAAUUCAGGAGGGAUUCAAUAGCAAUUCAUUGCUAGAAACAAGAACAUUUAUCUAAAAAUUAAGCAAUCUAAGAUUGAAAGAACAUCUCUCUUUGAAUGUGAUGUUUUUGAUGAAAAAAGUAAGAAAGAGGAAGUAGGACCACAAACUCUUGAUACGAAUGUAGACUCCAGAUUGGUGGAAUCAACUAUAUAUUGUGAAGUAUUUCUGAUAAAUGGCAUCUGUAAGCCAUGAUCUGUAAGUUGGCAGCUCAGUAAUGAUUCAAAAGCCAGCAAAAAAUAAAACCUAGGUAGUGCCUUCAGGGGCACAGAUACAGUGGCACUGGGAGCAGAUGGGACUGUGCAGUAAAUGGCUGUGGCUGGAAGCACAGGUUCUAUGCAGGGUGAUGCUCACAGGUAAAAGACAAUAAAAAAAAAAACCCAAAACACAAGUAAACAGCAGAAAUGCUCUCACUGAACAUUAAAGAGCCAGGAGACCCUAGCAGAUUGUGUGUGUGCUUAUACAGGAGGCCAUGGUUAAGCAACAUAAAUCAACAUGCAUAAAUAACUUGAAAGUUCAGCUGGAGGUGUGGGUAGAAAAGGCUAAUUUUAAAGACACAGCUAAAUAGGGAAAUGUUGCAUUCCAAAGCCUCUUCUAAAAGCUGACAGUCUCACCACUUGAGAAAGAUAAAAUUUCCCUUUUUACUGUAUUUCUCAUGGAAGACAAAACACUCACAAGUUAGUCCUUAGCAUCUAUCAUAAAGCAGUCGUUAUUACAGAACUCCUUUUGCAAUAAUAAUUUAGGACUUUUAAUAACUUCUAAGUGUAUGAAAAUGUAAGUUAAGAGUCUUCAUCUUACUUUGAUGUUUUCCAGUGGCUGUGUGCAGUGUCAGCACCCUUGAUUUCAAUGUGGGCCUUGGGUUGUUUUCUUCUGCUGCGAAGGGAGUUGAUCUGGGAAAUUUUCUUCAUGUUGCAAUUGGUUUUGUCGCGUAAAUUCACCCGGAGGCCAGGGGCUUGCUAUUGUUCCCAGCUGCCAUUCAACACCGAAGUAAGCUUUGUUGGAGAGUGGUUGGAACGAACGAGAUGGUGGUUUCUGGAAUGCCCCAUCCCACCAAUCUCACCACGACUUGAAGCCUGCCCUAGUAUUAGGAAAUGUGGUCAUGGGUUUGUUUGAAAGGAAGGGGCUUGCAUAGGGAGAGUAAUGCCAGGGAAGCGCUGCAGCUGACCAGUCCAUACCUGAGACAGCUGCUGAGUUUGCACAGGGACAUCACUGAGGCCACUGACUGUUCCUGCAGGUACAGGUGCUCCUGUCCCUGAACCCACCUUGAUGUGAAGGCGGUUGCAGAGAUUGCUUGUGCAAAAAUCAAUGUACAUAACAUUUGUAUUACGGGGGGUAUCUCUUCCCUUCCCUGGGGGACGGAAGUAGGGUUACAACAAUGUCACAGGACCCCAAACAGCUUGGAGAAAUACCAUCACAAGGUGCCUGGGGUGUUCUUGGUCUGUCUGUGGGUGCUCCAGGGUGUCAAGAAGAAACUUUGCAUUUCCAGACAAGCGCUCAUUUUUCACAUUCAGGGUUCCACAUUUUCUGUUAGUAUGACCACUGCCUGUCAAAUGAGCAGUUACGGUACUCUGGCCAUUGUUUCCCCCAGAGUUUCUCUAUGAGUAAACACUUGAAUCAGGAAAAAGUAUGAAAAUGUACCUGUGUCCUCCUUCUUGGUGGAAACUGUAUACUCAUGAAAUGUCAGACUGUAUAUAACACUUAGCAAGAGUACUUUGUAAUGUUUUAUCACCACUGAUUCAAAUUUUUAUAUUGGGAUCCCAUUUUCUAGCUUUCUUCUUAUAAAUGUUCCCUCUUUGUUCUGACAUACAACUUUCAAGAAGCCUUUUUAAAUAAUUUAAAAAAAAAAAGAAAAAAAAGUUUAUACAAAAGAAAAACUUGACGCCUUCAAGUAGCUUGUCAAAUGGGCUGCAUUAGGACCAAAGAUGUAAUGUCUUGUUUUCUUGCUUUAAAGGACUAAGGUAUUGAUCACCACUUCCACAGCCCCUUUUUAUGGAGAAGAGCUACAGAGCUCUUUGUUAGGGCAGGAUGAGACCUCCACUGAGCAAAGAGAGCUUAGCAGGAGGGUGAAUCCUGUCCAUAGAAAAACAAACUGAAUAUCAGGACCAUGUAUCACUUCAGGGCCAAACCUACAACCUCUACUCUGUAUUGCACUUGAUGCAUUAUCUAAACAGAGAGACAGCCAAGGAAAAAAGAAGGAUAUAUAUGAUAUUUUGGCUCAGUAUCAGAAAAAAUAUGAUGAUGUGAUGAUGAGGCAUGAUAAAAUAACUUAUUUGUGUGAGGAAGUGUGUAGGCAGGCAGUGAGACUUAAAACUGCCUUGUUUUAACACUUUUGAUUAUGUAUUACUUUUAUUAUUCGGGGGAGUUGAAAUCACAGAGCUUCCAUGAUAUGCUUUGCUUUCUGCCAUGUCUCCUGCCUGAAUUUGGUAUCUGGUGUUAGGCAGAUCAUCACCUCUAUCACCAUGGCCAUGUGGACUGAGAAUUGCGGGUUGGUGCAAGCCCUUCUUUUUAUGCAGGGAGAGAAAAGUGCAGCCAUAGUUGGCUGUACUACAGUUAGUGGUCAAGCUAAACCCUCAACAGAAUCCAAAAAUGGGUUUCCCAAGGGAAAAAAUUGGUAACUGAAUACCUACUUAGCAAAAGACACAGCACUUGUUGCACUGUUGAAGUCAGCAGUCAGAAUGCUGAACACCUUCAGGCAAGAUUUGGGGCUGGUGCUUCAUCAACUUUGCUGUCAUCUUGUAACACGGUGCAGAUGGGGCUGUCUGUAUGUGCAGCAGGACAGGUCCUAUGGUCUCUUUCUAUCUCUCACUUUGAAGUAAUCAAUUUUUCUAACUAAUAAGGUAAAAACCAGAAAUCAAAAGAAAGAAAACCAGAAAUCAAAAAUGCCUCUAACAACUGGACUGGUAGAAAGUGUUGUUCCUACAUAGCCAGUACAGUACAUCAUUUCCAGUCAGGCUAGAAUUUAUCCAGAGUCUUCUCCUUACCUCCCAUAAGCUGGCUGGAGAGUGUGCAUUUGCAACCACCAUCAAUGUUAUCCUCAUAUUUUAUUAAAAGGAAUAAUCAAAGUAGUUGUCUACAAUGGUAGGAGGCUUGGCUCACAUAGCUGUGUUCUCUUUUUAAUCCUAUAUUCCUAUUAGUCUUCUUGAAAUUAAUGGGAUGUUUAAAUUGAUUACACUGAGAGUAUAAAACAAGGCUAAUGUUGAGUGAUUUUUGAAAAUCCCUCACAAUAAUCAGAGAUCCUAUGGAUCCAUUGCCCAUUUUAGGCUGCUUUGUAUUGAUGCAAUCAACCGAAUAUAAGGUAUGAUGACUUGGUUUUAAUAAACUGUCAAGCAAUAUAUCCACAGAUACAGAUGGUACCCUCAGAGCAUUGUAAAGUUACUCAACUAUGAAAGCACUAUUUGUAAAAUAAGAAACUCUUGACUUUUAUAUGGUUUAAUGGUUUAUACUGUUGAUCAAAGAUUGUUUGUAUAUGAGCGAUGAAAAAUGAGGUGUAUAUUAUUAUUUUUAAUUGUUUUUAAUUUUUGGAGGACUUUUAUUGUAAUAUACUGUUGUAUUUGGGGGGAACAAAAAGCAGUGGCUAGCUUGUAGCUUGAAGCCAGAAGAGAACUCACAGUAAGGGUUCUUUAUUGAUGGACUUAGAUUUUUUCUUUUCUGGUAAAAUUUGUCACCUUGGGGAUUUAUCCUGAGCUUAAUGACGCUAGUAACAGCACUCUUUCCUCUCUUCAAGACUCUUUGGCUCCCUGCAUGCACAGUGCUGGAGUUUCAUAAUGUGAGCAAUAAUACAGGCAAUCCUUGUGACCAAUGGAAGUGCAAUAUGAAAGCCCAGGUGCUGCUUAUCAGGGCCCCAAAAAAAGCUGCUCUUUUAUGUGUCAGGUUCCCACUUCACUUCUAUGACAAGAGCAGAAGCAGAAUGAAAGCAAUCCCUCAAAAGCUGAUCCAUGUGGCAUAUGAAGCCAUAGUGUUGGCCAUUUCCAAAGUGCAUAGCUAAGGCAAAAUAAAAUCUCACCCAGAGUCACUCUGAUGACUUAAAUUGUUGUACUCUACUAGGCAGGAAGAGAAAUUGUGUUAAAAGGCAGCCAAAUGAAGCUCCAGUGUACCCUGAGUAAGGGUGUUUAAUAUCCCACUGGUGAAACAUGUGGCUGAUAAAGAUUAAAGGAUUUGCAGGAUCUUCAACAUAACAGAGCAAAAUACAUUGGCAAGACAGUAAAGAAGAGAGGAGCUGGAACUGUCAGUAUGCAUUCAGCCUGGAUAGGUCCCUGGUAUCACAAUUAGUAAAUGAAAUAAUUUUUGUCUUUAUAGAUUAAUUUUGUACACAGGAAAAAAAAAAAAAAAAGCCACAAUAGCACCUUUCUCAUUUUCAUCUUUCCAUCCAGACCCUUCCAGUACAUAGGCUGCAUGUUUUACCAGCUCAACCUACUUUAUGCAGUAAUUAUGUAGUCUUAAUCUUCAUAUUAUUGGUUCUCAGAAAUGUCUAAUGCGUAUUAAUGCAUGAUAUUUUUAUUUUAAUAAAAGUAAUUAAAUAAAUAUUUGCUCUUUUGGCACAUGA
Molecule: messenger RNA, 11078 nt
Organism: Lonchura striata (white-rumped munia)
Lineage: Eukaryota; Metazoa; Chordata; Aves; Passeriformes; Estrildidae
Gene: EGFR
Product: epidermal growth factor receptor
Biological process (GO): multicellular organism development; positive regulation of kinase activity; negative regulation of apoptotic process
Cellular component (GO): plasma membrane; basal plasma membrane; signaling receptor complex
Molecular function (GO): ATP binding; epidermal growth factor binding; epidermal growth factor receptor activity
Source: RefSeq, a predicted model, not a curated record